CGUAAUGCUUGGGGAAUGCGUCACGUGACGUUGUUUGGGCUCGGCUUCGGCGGCCAUUUUAUAUAUCCGUUUCGAAGUUUCAAAAGCUUUUGACAAUCCUUUUCAAUCUCCUUUAUAUGGUGUGUGUUUGGAGAUCUUUUGCGAUUUGAGCGAAAUAGAAGUCCUAAUACAGCCUUGAGGAGAAGAACAGCGCAUCCCAGUGUCAUUUUGGGAUAUUUUCUGAACGUUUUAGUCCAAGGACUUUGACGGAAAUAUGGGAACGAAGGACGACGAGUAUGACUACUUAUUCAAAGGUGAUUGUUUUGAAUUUGGCGCAAGCUGAAAUUAUUGCGCUUUGUGUUUGUACAACAACUGAGUUUUAAAUGCAUGAAUCGUACGAUUAGUAUCAAGAAUUUAGUUUGUCUUAUAUUUGUAUACAGUUGUUUUAAUUGGAGAUUCUGGCGUCGGGAAAUCAAACUUGCUGUCAAGGUUCACGCGAAACGAGUUUAAUUUAGAGUCAAAAUCCACCAUCGGCGUAGAGUUUGCGACGAGAAGCAUUCAGGUCGAUAAUAAAACGAUAAAAGCUCAAAUUUGGGAUACUGGUAAGUUUUAGUUUGCAUUUUUUGUCGGAAAAAUAUUAAACUUGAGCAAUAUCUAAACAAUAUACCUUUGCCUUUCUAGUUGUCUUGCCCUCUUUAUUAAAAACAAUCAAUUUUACUCGCAGAACACCUAAUGAUGUGUUUUUACUCCAUGUUUGGGUUUAGGAUUCAAGUAAUUUCUGUGGUUUUAAUUUUUAAUAUAUAAAUUCAUUAAUUUUGGGGUUUUAAUAGAUUGACAAUGUAAAAUAUUUUUGCAGACGACCUUUAUACUACUUGCAAAUAUGACUUCCGUUUUAUGAAUUGUGUUUUGUAGCUGGGCAAGAAAGAUACAGGGCAAUAACUAGUGCGUAAGUAUAAAUUCAUUGUAUUAUACAGUUUUAUUUAGUGUAGUUAUUUAGGCAUAUUGCCCUUAGGGUGUUAUUUCAGGGUGUUGUAUCUGUUUAAAUCUUAUAGCAAAGAAUAAGGAACCUUUUUGAGCAUAAAAUCAUGCCAAGACUGGUCUUAUAUCAAUUAAUUAGUUUCAAUAUUUGCUAGCAAGUUGGUUUGGGUGUAAAAUGCUACUUAUUGUGCUGUGCAAGAGUCUGUCAACAACUAGAUUCUUGCUUUCUACCUGUGUCAAAUUUGUUUUGCCUUUUUAUACAUAUUCAUGCUCAACGUUUCCUGGUAGACUGACAAUUGACAAAUUAUGAGCCAUUGUCACUUUGGUAGGUUAAAGUGAAAAACGAAAAUGGUGCUUAAUGUACUGUAAAUUUAUUGUACAAGUGGUUGUGUAAAACACAAAAUAUUGUAUUACAAUUGGUUUCAGAAUAUAUAUACAAACAAGGAAAUGGAACUACAACUUGACUAUUAAUAAUGAUUCUUCCAUGCUUAAUCAUCUGGAGUUGAUUGUUCAAAAGCCGAUAAACUUAACCCUAGGUUAGGAAAUAUUUCUUUAAAAAUCUUGUCUGAAUGGAGUUCUAUUCUCUGAAGUUUUUAAAUAAUCAGAUGUGCAGAAAUACAUAAACUAAGACAGCAUGUUAAACUUUAACCAAAGGUUAGUGCUAACCGGCCCCUGUAAUGUAUGUACUCUAAUUUCCACAGGUAUUAUCGUGGUGCAGUGGGUGCAUUGUUAGUGUAUGAUAUUGCAAAACACUUGACGUAUGAAAAUGUGGAGAGAUGGCUGAAGGAGCUACGAGACCAUGCUGACAGUAAUAUUGUCAUCAUGUUAGUUGGCAAUAAAAGUGAUCUGCGGCAUCUUAGGGCGGUCCCAACUGACGAGGCUAAAGCCUUUGCAGGUAAUUUGCUUCAGAUUUCCACUUGACAAUCAUCUGAGUAUGCCAGUUUUUUUCAGAUGUUUAGAUUAUUCACUUAUGCCACUAUGCCCCUGAAGCAAACUUUUCUGCCAUUUAGUUGUGGAAAUAUACUGAAUAGAACCAUAAUAUAGGUGGAUCCAAUAUGUAAGUCUAUAACUUACAAUUCAGUUGUAUUUUUUUUAGAAAAGAACAGUCUAUCUUUUAUUGAGACGUCAGCCUUAGAUUCAACAAAUGUUGAACAAGCUUUCCAAAAUAUUUUAACAGGUAAAGCUCUUUACUUCAUCAGAUUAUUAUUUUAUAGAUAAUCAUUGUGUUCUAUUUGAAUAUACCCUUCUCAAAAGUAUGUCAGCUAUGUAGCAAAUUGAUUUUGUUGUUGAGACUUUAGAGUCUUCAAUUAUCUUAUAACAAGUAACAUGUUUACACCAUCUCUCUUAACUAUUUUAUAAAUAUCUUGAUACAGGGUUUGUAACUUGAAAGAACUGAAUGUUCUUUUUGAAAAGAAUAAUUCAAGGCCUUGAAUGUCUUGGAAUUUGUAAAGAAGUGCUUGUGACUCCUUAAAUUCUUCUUGCUUUAGUUUAUGGAUAUUUUCUGAAAUUGUUUGACAUUCAAAACGGACAUUUUGUUGAAUUGAUUUUGUUUGUUUAUAUCUGAGAAAGCUGUUUGAAAUUCAGCGUGUUGAACAAUUCAACGUCAGAUUUUACUGAUUUCUAACCCCUUCUCUUCAGUAUUUAGUCGUUGAAUUUGCUGAUACAUGGCCUUGAAUGUCCUUGAAAAGUCCUUGAAUUUGACUUUCUCUGACAUGUACAAACCCUGUUGAUAAGAAUUUGAUUUUGAUACUUGAUCACAAGGCUCUAUAGUAUGGGCUCUAGUCCAUAUAACAGUACAUGUGCUGACCAACUUUCUCUAAUCUAUUUUGCAGAAAUAUAUCACAUUGUAUCACAGAAACAAAUCAGUGAUACUCCUUCAAGCAACCACCCUAGCAACAACGUACAGACGAUUCAUGUUGCGCCCACGACAGACUCUGACAAGAAAAAAGUGAAUUGUUGCAAUGCUUGAACAACGUCCGUAACAUCAUAGAAUUCCAAUUACGUUGAAAUUAAACAGAAAACAUCCCCUUUUUACGAUCAAUCAAUGUUCACACCCUUCAAUACAGCAUCUUGAAAUACGAUGUUAUAAUUAUAUAGAAAAUGUGAAAAAUAUAAAUAUUUAACCAAGUAGAUUUUGCAUACGAAACUAAUUUGUGAUAACAUAA
This is a messenger RNA of Paramuricea clavata, 3122 nucleotides long. The record is from the annotation of a GenBank genome assembly. NCBI's taxonomy places the organism in Eukaryota, Metazoa, Cnidaria, Anthozoa, Malacalcyonacea, Plexauridae.